This is a messenger RNA of Dioszegia hungarica, 1668 nucleotides long. Its product is annotated as trehalose transport-related protein. The record is from RefSeq and is a predicted model, not a curated record. Bases 1 to 1668 code for a protein of 555 amino acids. NCBI's taxonomy places the organism in Eukaryota, Fungi, Basidiomycota, Tremellomycetes, Tremellales, Bulleribasidiaceae. The transcript has 7 exons. Gene Ontology annotation, cellular component: membrane. Gene Ontology annotation, biological process: transmembrane transport; carbohydrate transport. Gene Ontology annotation, molecular function: carbohydrate:proton symporter activity.
AUGCGCGAGAUCACCUACACCGCCAAGCAAGCUGAGGCUUCGGCUCGGUCCAGCAUCGACCCUGUCCUCGUCACUGAGGGAUACAGCCUCAUCGCCAAGGAGAAGGAGUUGAGCUUCCGCCAGGCCCUCAGGUACCAUUGGCGCGCUUUCCUUUGGUCCAUGUUCCUCUCCCUCGCCUUGGUCAUGGACGGGUACGAUGGAUCUAUCAUCAACUCCUUCUUCGGUCUUCCCUCCUUCCUUGAGCGCUUCGGUAUUCCCAAUGCCGCGGGUGUCAAGUCCAUCCCCACCGACUACCAGGCCGCCUUCCAGAACGUCGGUCUUCCGGGUGCCUUCAUCGGUCUCUUCCUCUGCGGUUGGGGUCAGGAGCGCUUCGGGUCUCGCAAGACCUACAUGUCCGGAAUGGUCGCCUGCAUCGCCAUCGUCUUCCUCUUCGUCUUUGCCCAGUCUCUCGGCAUGCUCCUCGGAGCGCAGGCUAUCUCUUCCGCUUGCUGGUCCCUCUUCAACACCCUCUCUGCCGCCUACGCCGCCGAGAUCUGCCCCAUUCAGCUCCGAGGUGUCGCUGCUUCCUUCAUCUCCAUGUGUUGGGGUAUGGGUGGUUUCAUCGCUUCAGGUGUCAACCGCGGCGCACUCAGCAUCCCGGGCGACUGGGGAUGGCGCAUGGCAUACAUGGUUCAGUGGGUCUGGCCCGUCCCCCUCCUGAUCGGCACCUAUUUCGCCCCUGAGAGUCCCUGGUGGUUGGUCCGCAAAGGCCGCAUCGAGGAGGCCAAGCGCACGCUCACUCGCAACGCUUGCCCGGGCUACUGGGACAACCGCAACAUCGACGCCUACAUCGCCGUCAUCCAGCACACGGACGAGAUCGAGAAGAUUGAGGCCGCCAAGGGUUCCUUCUGGGACCUCUGGAGGGGAUCCAACCUCCGCCGCACCGAAGUCGAGAUGGGCGUUUGGGCGAUGCAGGUCCUUUCGGGUACGGCCAUGACUGCCUAUGCUGUCCAGUUCCUCCAGUCCGCCGGCAUGUCUGUCACCACCUCCUUCAACCUCAACAUAGUCAUAACGGCAAUGAACCUAGCUGACCAUGCAAUAGGUUGCGGGAUCGAAUUCGGUCUCAUCACUCGGAUCGGUCGUCGUCCUCUAAUCCUCUGGGGCAUGGUCAUCCUCGGUAUCUGCCUCGCCAUCAUCGGUAUCCUCGGCUCCAUCCCUGCCAGCGUUGGCACCCUUGCCGGUACUGGUGCCUGCUGCGCCAUCAUCAACCUCGUCUACCACGCCACCGUCGGUCCCGUCACCUACACCGUCGCCGCCGAGGUCCCCGCCUCGCGUGUCCGUGCUCGGACCGUCGCUUUCGGUCGUGCCUUCUACGUCAUCUGCUACAAUGCUACCAGUCAGCUCACCCCUCGCAUGGUCUCGGACGGUAUCGGCGGAUGGGGCUGGAAGGGCAAGGCUGCCUUCUUCUGGCUUGGAUUUAACGUCCUCGUCACCACCUGGGCCUACUUCCGCAUGCCCGAGACUGGUGGGUUCAGCUUCGCCGAUCUCGACGUCCUCUUUGCCAACAAGGUCCCCGCGCGCGAGUUCACCAAGGUCCGGAUCAUCCGUAUUGAGGAGGAAGAGAGCACUGAGCUGGACGGCAAGGACGAGGAGGCCAAGGCGGAGGCUCAGCACGUCGAGCUCCGCUAG